Messenger RNA from Chaetomium globosum CBS 148.51, 2775 nucleotides. RefSeq lists its product as uncharacterized. The coding region runs from base 1 to 2775 and encodes 924 amino acids. The transcript has 5 exons. The record is from RefSeq and is a predicted model, not a curated record. Gene Ontology annotation, cellular component: endoplasmic reticulum membrane; Golgi membrane. Lineage: Eukaryota; Fungi; Ascomycota; Sordariomycetes; Sordariales; Chaetomiaceae. Gene Ontology annotation, molecular function: protein binding; sterol binding. Gene Ontology annotation, biological process: SREBP signaling pathway.
AUGCUGUGGUAUCUUCUUUACCCGCUGAGAGGCACGACCGAGGCCCCUGUGUUGGCGCCCAGUCACCCUCUCCGAAGACUCUUCACGCAAUAUGGAACCUGGGUCGCCCGUCAUGUCAAGACCGUCUUGCCCUUGUCCGGCGCCGUGGUCUUCAUAUUCCUCUAUCUUGUACCCUUUCUGUAUACCGUCGACUCCGCCAACAUUACGAAUGGCGCCUCACCCCUCCCGCAUCAUGUCUGGACCGAUGCCCGGCCCCUAAGGGAUGGCAGCCAUGUCGAGCCCGAUGUUGUGAUGCGCUCGAUCUGGCAACGAGACGCCUUCCACAUCAGCAACGGCCUGACCAACCAAUCGUGGUUCUUCCACUCCCCGUUGCAGUACUGGUCAAGCUCUGCCGAAAACAUCGCGUCAGACCAGGACCUUAUCUCUACCGUCAACGAAAAGAAGACGCAGUCGACUUUUGUCAAUACGACUCUGCGGCACUCGAUCGUGUUCAGCGGCAAGCGGUUUCAGGAACGCCAGAUAGUGGCUGCCGAUGCGCUCGUCAUCACCCUGAUCCACAAGCUCCGGUCUCCGGUGGGCAGGCAAUGGGUCAAAAGGCUCGAAGCCCUGGCACAGGGCGCGAAACAGGACAGCAAGUGGCAGAUCAUCCCACCCGACGGCAGAAGCAUCGGGAACCAACUGUAUCAGUUCCAGUUUCAGCCAAUGACAUGGUAUGACUGGGCCAUGUUGGUACCCGCCUACGGCAUCCCCAUCUACUACCUGUUGUACCGCCUGUCCAAACUGCGCGCCGUCAAGUCGAGGGUCGGCCUGAUGGUCACCAUGCUGGCACAGAUCACAGCUUCCAUCGUCUCCAGUUUCACCGUCUGCGCGAUCUUCAAGGUUGAUCUUUCGCACGUCCCUCUGCAGACCUAUCCGUUCGUUAUUCUUGCCAUCAGCAUGGAGAACUCAUUCCGCUUGAUAAACGCUGUUAUUAUGACGUCUUCUGCCAUCAGCAUCAGCGAUAGGAUCGGGGAAGCCUUUGGUACUACCGCUCACAUUGCCAUCGCCAGCCCCAUUCAGAACUCGCUCAUUCUCUACGGUCUGUCCAAGACCGGUUCGCUAGGUGUCUCGAGCUUCUGUGCCUUUGCCACCAUUGCGACCUUUUUCGACUUCUUCUACCUUGCCACUUUCUUCCUCGCCGUUCUUAGCGUCGAUGUACGCCAAAGAGAGCUCUGUGAGCUCGAGAAGGCUUCGCUAAAACGGGCCAAGACCUCCCAGGGCGGGUUACCCAAGCAACCUUGGAUCAGGGGUAUCUACCCAUUUCGCCUGACCGAUACGGCCAUCUCGACGAGGAUCGCAGGAUCCAUUGUCUUGAUAGGUUUUGUUCUCAUCGCACAGGCCCAUUACACCUCCGAAGGCAGCCAUCAAUGGCUGAACCAGCUUUCCGGCUUGUCCUGGAGGGAUGCUGGGAGCACCCCCAAAUCGUCACUGCUGAUCGAUAUCCAUCAGGUCAGGAGCGCGACCUCCUGGCUCCGCAUGCAGGACCACGAGACGGCGCGGGAGGUCAUCAAGGCCAUAAAGCCGUGGGCGCACAGCUACGUGGCCCGCGUCUACGACCCCGUCAUAUUUGUGCUGAGGGGGGCUGACCGCACCCCGGACACGAAAGAUUCGACAUUUUUGCCUGCUGUUUACGACUUCCUUCACCACCAAAUCCCGCUGUUUAUCGCCUCACUAUUGACGAUGCUGGCGGCGCUGCGUCUACGUUGUCAUGCUGGCCGCAUCACUGGGGGCAAGCUAGUUUCCGUUGGGCUCGAUCGCGCCAUCCAGGUUUGGGAUGUGCCGACGGGUUCAAGGAACCUGGUUCAAUCCGACCCCGAGGCGCCACUGGACAGUCCGUUCCCCGUAUUGAACGUAGCGCUCGACGACAGGUCGAAGUGGUUGGCGUUGGUAUCGUGGCAGAGGGUGUUUAUUUGGAAUAUGGCGGAGAAGCAGUGGGCGGAUGUUAGAGAUGUUGAUUUAGGCGGUCACAGACCCGAGGCCGCGUUCUUCGUGGCGAAAUCCCCAGAUGCAGCACCGUCCCUGGUUCUGGUGAGAAGAAAUGGUAUCGGUCUCGAAGUGCCAAUGGCGGCUGAGAGUCCCCGAGACUUUUUGAUCUGCAAGACGCCGUUGGUCUGGGCGGUAUCCUUUACUGAGAAGUGUGCGUGGGAAGCACUCCCUUCCGGAAGUAUCGUCGGCGUCCACAAGAAACGAACCACACCCCUGCCCACAAUAAACACACCAUCCUCCAUCACCUCGUUGCGCAGCAGACGAACCGUCGGUCGCUCCAACUCAGAUAACCCACAACAUACAAACACACCCCCAGAAACACACACCCAGUCUCGAUCCUGGGAAUCCUGGGUCCUCAACCUCCGCCCGGACGCCAAAUCCGACUUCGAGACCCACCCCCUCAACGACGACGCCGACACGAGCAGCCCGCAUCUGAUGAUCUCCGAACUCGGCCCCAUGACGCGGCUAGGCACAAUGAGUGUCGCCGUCGGGCUGGGGGACGUCGUGAAGGUGGUCAGCGCUGGGCACGAGUAUUUCGAUCACGGGCGGGUUGGGUCGUUGGUCGAGAUUGCGCAUUGGCGGGGGUUUUCGGUUGAGCCUGGGGGGGCGAGUGGCUGCAGUUACAGCAGUUUUAUGGUUUUGGGGCGGAGGAGGAAGAAGGGAAGUGGUGCUGGGUUGGGGAGGGGUGGUAGUGGGGAGAGGAGGGAGAGUGCGAAUGCAAAUGCGAACGGGAACGGGAAUCCUGGGUGA